Molecule: messenger RNA, 2163 nt
Organism: Drosophila sulfurigaster albostrigata
Lineage: Eukaryota; Metazoa; Arthropoda; Insecta; Diptera; Drosophilidae
Product: probable basic-leucine zipper transcription factor Q
Exons: 2
Coding region: 783-1997 (404 amino acids)
Source: RefSeq, a predicted model, not a curated record
UUGUGCGUGUUAAGUGUAACUUAAAAAAAAAAUAUUGAAAUAUAUAUAAUUAUAAUAUUACACAAAACAAAAAAAAAAUAAUAAUAAUAAUAAUCACGAGUAGAGAUUUAGUUGAUAAGCAAGCGAAAGAAAAGAAAAAGAAAAAGUUUGGCGAGAUAGAGAGAUAGCGAGAGCGAAAGAGAGCGAGUUAGAGCGGCAUUUAAUUUAUGCAAAUGAAAAGCGCACAAAAGGCAGCAUCAACAACAUCCACAACAACAACAACAUCCACAACAACAACAGCAACGCGAAGCGACAGCAAACAAAUUCGAAAUUAAUUUGCGUUGCAUAACAAAAGAAGGGAAACUGGCGCGGGGAGCAUAAUGUGAAGCCAAAUGGAAAGCCAAAUGAAAAUGAAAAUGAAAAUGAAGUGCAAAAAGUGUCAAGCAAAAAGAAUUCAAUUCAAAAUAGCAAAGCGUUAAACAAUACGAACAACUACAACAACAACAACGACAACGACAUCAACAAGAAAACAACAGAAAAAACAACGAAAAGUCUAAGGAAAGAGAUAAAAGAUAGCAACCGAAAAGGAAAGAGACAGCAAUAGCAGCGAGUGCGGGUGACAAAAAAAAAAAAAGAGAAAAAGUGACGGUCGACGGACAUUUUGUGUGAGUGUCGCGUUUCAUUUGCGUUCCGUUUCCGUUGCGUUCCAUUACGUUUCGUUCCGUUCCGUUUGCGUUGCGUUUGCGUUCCGUUUGCGUUCCGUUUCGCUCUUCGGCUGCACUUCCAAUGGCUGUCAGUUCCUUAUGAUGGAGACAUUUCUUGUCCUGGGCCUGUGUUUUAUCCUGUACGAAGCAUUGGAUUUCUUUCAAGGCUGCAUACACAGCAACACGCCCUCACCGAGCGACCAAAUCGAGGCCUAUCGCCGCGAACUCGACGAACAGCGCCAGCAGCAGCAGCAGGAACAAUUCCUGGCCGGUCUCACUCCACUGCUGGGCGCCCAAUUUGCCGCCGCAGCCGCCGCUGCCGCUGGCUCCCAAUCGACGCUCAGCAGCACCACGCCCACCGCCUCCACGGCGAGCGUCAUCAGUGAUUCGUACGAACAAGAGAACUCUCAAUCCCAAUCGCAAUCGCAAUCGCAAUCGCAGUCCCAAUCGCAGUCGCAAUCACAGCAACCGCAUUCGUUGAGCACUCCGGGAUUGUUUCGACCCGCUGCUCUGGGUUAUUACGAUCCUGAGGAUCCGUUGCAUGCCACAUCGUCGCUGCCACGCGACUAUUACUAUCUGCAGCAGCAGCAGCUGAAGAACAAGGCCAGCUCCAAGUCGCUGCUCUCAAAGUUCUCCUCCACCAACUCCGACAAUCGCAUCCAUCCCGAGGCCGCCCACGGUGUCCUGGGUGUCCCUGCAUCGGCGGUGAUUACCACACAACCGUUGCCAGUCGCUGGGGAAUCGGUGGCUAGCUUGGGCCUCUUCGAUUGCCAGCCACAGUUGGUGCCACUGCUGCCCGGUUCGCCGCUGCUGCUCGAACUCAAGCGAGCCAUCAUCAGCACGAACAACUGCAACGGCAUUCAACAGCAACAGAAGUCGACGCACUUCAACGAGGACGAAGAACCGCUCAGCGACAACGACAACGAUAACGUUUGUCCGCAGUGCGAAGAGGAGGAGGACAACGACGACGAAGACGAUCUAUCCAUUUGUGGCAGCAGUUCCAACGGCUCCAGUUCGAACAACUCCAACUCGUGCAACUCACCAGCUGGUGCCGCAAAUAGCGAACCGAAUAUUUGCGCUGCGGCUGCCGCAGUUGCACAGCAGCUGCCGCGCAUUCAUCACAUUGCCAUCGACGAUAUUGGCAUCGGCGGCAUCGGUGGACAGUCAGCGUCCAGUGGCGAGGCAAGUCACAGCCUGGCCACAGCGAGUUCCAGCUCCAGUUCGCACGCCGACUUUCGGGAGAUCGAGUGCGAGCGACUGCGACGCAAGUGCGUGAGCGUAAAGCGCAUCUAUAGCAUAUCGGAAAAGUUCUAAAUCAAAAUCCAAAUCCAAAACCAAAUCAAAAUCGCAAAACUCAACUCGUUCUCAUUCUGUACAAAUCCAAAAAAAAAGCAAAAACCAAAAUCAAAAAUCAAAUAAAGCGCAAAGAUCUCACCAUUGCACCCCAGCAAAAACCAAAAAGAAAAAACAAACAACAAAA